UAGCUAUCGAUAGAGCGGCGGACAAAAUUUCCAGCCAUGACGCACCCGAAAGCAGCACUCGCUCCCACACUGUGAUACCCCGCGCCUGCCCAUCAUGCCCACCGAACUCGAAGAGCUCGUCGAAUUCCUCCACCAUGGCAACACGCAGAUCCGCCAGAUCGCGGCCGAGAACCUGGUGGGCUUCUCGACAGCCCAGCCCUCGCUAUUCAAGCGCAACCAGCUCGAACCUAUAAAAGACCUGAAACUGCUGGUUAAGGACUACACCCCAAUUGCCAAGAAUGCGCUCACCAUGCUCAUCAACCUGUCGGACGACGAGGAAGUGCGGAAGUCGCUGGUUGAAGACAAUGCCCUCCUCGAGACGAUCCUGCUGCGCAUAACAAGCCCCAAGGAGCCCACCGCGAACGAGCUCGCAAUGCUGCUCGCCAACAUGGUCAAGUCGGACGAGAUGAAGAAGCUGUUGACGCUCGAGCGCGGCGUGCCCAAGGAGCUGUCGACGUCCAAGGUGGCCAUGGACCAGCUGAUGGACUGCUUCGUCAAGGGCGCCGAGGGCCGCUACAACAAGCACGCUGACUACGACUACCUGUCGUACGUCUUUGCCGACAUGGCCAAGCACCCCGAAGGCCGCAAAUACCUCACGACGGCGCAGCCGUACGACGCGGACAUCAUCCCCAUAACCAAGCUCACAGUCUUCACGGAGCACAAGUCGACGAUCCGGCGGCGGGGCGUAGCGUCUACGCUCAAAAACGUGUGCUUCGACACCGAAAGCCACGCGACGCUGCUGUCGCCGUCAGCGGUGAACAUACUCCCAUACAUUCUGCUGCCGCUCAUGGGGUCGGAAGACUACGCCGACGAAGACACGGACGGCAUGCCCGAAGAAGUGCAGCUCCUGCCACCAGACAAGACGCGCGAGCCGCAGCCCGACAUCCUCGUCAUCCACCUCGAGACGCUGCUGCUGCUGACGACGACGCAAGAGGCGCGCGAGGACCUGCGAGCCCGCAAGGUCUACCCUGUUGUGCGCGAGUGCCAUUUGCAGGUCGACAAUGAGGACGUGCAGGAGGCGUGCGAUCGCGUCGUCCAGAUUGUCAUGCGCAAGGAGGAGGGCGAGGAGGAGGAUGUGCCCGAGGGCUUCCCCAAGGUGCAGGAGGUGGAUGAGGAGGAGCAGGUCGUGCAGAUUCUGUAGAGGCUUUGUUUCUUUCCUUGGGGGGUGGGGUUGGCCGCAUGCAGCAAGUGGGCGCCUUGUGCAUGAACAAUGGAUAAAGAAAUAAAAGCGCUUU
Molecule: messenger RNA, 1274 nt
Organism: Aplosporella prunicola CBS 121167
Lineage: Eukaryota; Fungi; Ascomycota; Dothideomycetes; Botryosphaeriales; Aplosporellaceae
Exons: 6
Coding region: 95-1180 (361 amino acids)
Source: RefSeq, a predicted model, not a curated record